This is a messenger RNA of Anopheles funestus (African malaria mosquito), 884 nucleotides long. It is a transcript of the gene Glo1, whose product is annotated as lactoylglutathione lyase. Gene Ontology annotation, molecular function: metal ion binding; lactoylglutathione lyase activity. Lineage: Eukaryota; Metazoa; Arthropoda; Insecta; Diptera; Culicidae. The record is from RefSeq and is a predicted model, not a curated record. The transcript has 4 exons. Bases 178 to 711 code for a protein of 177 amino acids.
ACCAUUGAGCAAACAUUUGAUCCAAACCCACUUUAGGAACAAUUUCGCUUUGCAACAAACACAACCAGAAGCCGGGCUUUUUCACGUCGAAAAGGCAUUCGUUUGAUUGGGAAACUUUUUAAAGGUUAAAAUUCUUGUUGUGCCUUUGAUCGUGUACAUUAGCACAUCCAGCAAAAGAUGGGCGAAGGAUUGACCGAUAAGGAAGCGAAGGAGCUGCUGAAGCUUCCGGAUGCCGAAACGAAGAACUUCCUGUUCCAACAAACGAUGUACCGCAUUAAAGAUCCGCGGGCUUCGCUACCGUUCUACAACGAGGUGCUAGGCAUGAAUCUGCUGUGCAAGCUGGACUUUGCGGAAGCCAAAUUUUCCCUCUACUUCAUGGGCUACGAGGACAUUGGAAGCCAACCGUCUGAUCGUAAGGAAUGUAUACAGUGGGCAAUGAGCCGGAAAGCGACACUUGAGCUUACGCACAACUGGGGCACGGAGAAUGAUCCCGAGUUCAAGUACCACAACGGUAACAGCGAUCCGCGCGGAUACGGUCACAUCGGUAUUAUGGUGCCGGACGUAAAGAAGGCUUGCGAGCGGUUUGAUCGGUUGGGCGUCGAGUAUGUCAAGCGUCCCGAUGAGGGCCGUAUGAAGGGAUUGGCCUUUAUCAAGGAUCCGGACGGCUACUGGAUUGAGAUUUUCAAUGCAUCCACGGUGCAGGCGCACUGAACCUAAUGGGCUGGGAUCGAUGCAUUCGCGAUUAAAUGUUGAAUUUAUAUGUGUUUUCUGGACAUCAGUAUCGGAACAGAAACGGGCCAAUAAUUAUUAUUAAUAUGAAUGAAGCAAUUGGGGUUUUUUUUGGUUUGUUGCGGCAAAUAAAAACACCGUGCCUUGCUAUUGUA